Molecule: messenger RNA, 219 nt
Organism: Ogataea angusta
Lineage: Eukaryota; Fungi; Ascomycota; Pichiomycetes; Pichiales; Pichiaceae
Exons: 1
Coding region: 1-219 (72 amino acids)
Biological process (GO): mRNA splicing, via spliceosome
Molecular function (GO): RNA binding
Source: RefSeq, a predicted model, not a curated record
AUGUCGUCAACGUCCAACUUUCUUGCCGAAAUGACAAACUCGCCGGUCGUGGUCAAACUCCAGCACGGCCUCGAAUACCACGGAGUGCUCGCCUCCAUUGACGGCUAUAUGAACGUCGUUCUGAAGGACACCGUCGAGAUGGUUGAAAACAACAAGGUCAGAAAUUACGAAGAGGUGUUUCUCAGAGGAAAUAACGUGCUGUACAUUUCGCAGAAAUAA